This is a messenger RNA of Brassica napus (rape), 1215 nucleotides long. RefSeq names its product beta-carotene 3-hydroxylase 2, chloroplastic-like. Gene Ontology annotation, biological process: xanthophyll biosynthetic process; carotene metabolic process. The transcript is spliced from 7 exons. Gene Ontology annotation, molecular function: iron ion binding; beta-carotene 3-hydroxylase activity. NCBI's taxonomy places the organism in Eukaryota, Viridiplantae, Streptophyta, Magnoliopsida, Brassicales, Brassicaceae. The coding region runs from base 118 to 1029 and encodes 303 amino acids. Gene Ontology annotation, cellular component: chloroplast. The record is from RefSeq and is a predicted model, not a curated record.
AAAAAGAUUUAUUACCACAAACAGAAAUAGCGCAUAGAGGAAAGAAAAGAAACUGUACCUUCUCUGCAUAUAAUUGUUUGUAAGCCUGACCAUACAUCAGCGACACAGUCUCUCUAUAUGUCUCUUUCGAGUUUCACAAACCUCCCUUCUAUGGCGGCAGCACUCUCAUCAAUCGCCGUAACACUCAAACCACUCAACUGCUCUUUCUCUUCCUCUAACUCUCGCCUCAGUCACCACCCUAUCUCCGCCGCCGUGUUCCCACCGUCUCUCAGAUUCAACACCUUUCGACGAUGUAAGAACAUCACCAUCUGUUUUGUCAUUGAAGAUCAGAAACAAAGCUGUCCCGACAUCUUGACGACGUCGAGGCUUGAGAAAGAGGAGAGGAAGAAGUCGGAGAGAUUCACUUAUCUAAUCGCUGCUAUGAUGUCGAGCUUCGGCAUUACUUCCAUGGCAAUCAUGUCCGUUUACUACCGAUUUUAUUGGCAAAUGAAGGGAGUUGAGGUACCAGUAUCAGAAAUGUUUGGUACAUUUGCUUUCUCAAUUGGUGCCGUCGUUGGGAUGGAAUUCUGGGCAAGAUGGGCUCAUGAAGCUCUCUGGCACGCUUCGUUGUGGAACAUGCAUGAGUCUCAUCACAAACCUAGAGAAGGAGCGUUUGAGUUAAACGAUGUGUUUGCUAUAAUAAACGCGGUUCCUGCGAUUGGUCUUCUUUACUAUGGAUUCUUCAAUAAAGGACUUGUUCCGGGUCUCUGCUUCGGUGCGGGACUAGGAAUAACAGUGUUUGGAAUGGCCUAUAUGUUCGUCCACGAUGGACUUGUGCACAAGAGAUUCCCUGUAGGUCCCAUUGCCAAUGUCCCUUACUUUCGGAAGGUCGCCGCCGCUCACCAGCUACACCACACAGACAAAUUCAAAGGUGUACCAUAUGGGUUGUUUCUUGGACCCAAGGAAGUGGAAGAAGUGGGAGGCAAGGAAGAGUUGGAGAAAGAGAUAAGUAGGAGAAUCAAAUCGUACAACAAGGGUUCCACCUCUUAAUUAUUUGUUGAGUUGAAGUUAAUUAAAAAAUAAGUAGGGAAGAUUCGGGCUAAUUGGCCUUUUGAGUUACAAAUUUGAAAUGACUGAAAUAUAACAAAGGCCCUUUUUCAUUUGCAAUGGGUGAUUGUUUCUAUGAUAAUAACAAAAUCCAAAUUUUGAUCCGGGCUUUAAAAGCGCAUGAUUAUA